Molecule: messenger RNA, 3877 nt
Organism: Parasteatoda tepidariorum (common house spider)
Lineage: Eukaryota; Metazoa; Arthropoda; Arachnida; Araneae; Theridiidae
Product: facilitated trehalose transporter Tret1
Biological process (GO): transmembrane transport
Cellular component (GO): membrane
Molecular function (GO): transmembrane transporter activity
Source: RefSeq, a predicted model, not a curated record
CAAAAGUAAUAGUUAUAAAAGCAAAGUUUUCAGUUAAUAAAAUAACUAGGGAUUCUGCACGAUUUGCCCUUUUAGUUUUAACUUAAUUUUUCAAUAUUACCUUGUUUUUUUACGUAAGAGAUCGAUUGAUGGCAUAAAUGAUUCAUAGUAUUUUAACUAAUUUUGUUUACAUUGUUAGCAAUUACUUUGGUAAUGUUAGUGCAAUUAUUUCACUAACAACUUAUGUUGGCGCAAUAAACGUAGACGAUAUUUAUGCCACCGAUUUGAUUGAGUCUGUGAAAUAAUUCUGGUUUUAAAUAGCAAAUUUUCAGUGAAUUGAACGACGUACUUAAAAUGAACCAUUUUAUUCUAAUUACGCUUUGUCAUUUGUUUUGUUCUUCUGAUUUAAAUUUCUAAUUUUAUCGUGAUUAUCUCACACAUCUUGUAACCAAUGCAUUCACUAUUUGGAAUGCUAAUCUGUGCGAACAAAAUAAUUUCGUUUCAUUUUAGAUUACCCUUUCUUUGUUCGCUAUCUAUAUUUUGCGUGCCUGUUUAAGAUAACUGUUCUUCACUGUAUGCGAUAACUUUCCUCUUAAACAAUAGAAGUGACGAAAUUUUGACAUAGCCCUUUUUUGCUAUUUUCCGCCAGAGUCGAUACUUUUUUCGAUUUGUUAAAAAAUUAAUAAUUUUAAUCCAAGAAAAAUUAUUUUGAAAUUCAAAGGUGAUUAAAUCGUGGUACCCUCAGCUCACAUUAAAGCUGCUUUUGUGGGAUUAAUUUCAUGUUUAAUUGUAAUUAAUAUGGCAUCGUGUUCUCCCGAAAAGCUAAGAACUAUGAGCUCAGUGGAAACCAAUGAACCGCCAGAGCCCGUUUCGGGCUAUGGCUAUGGGAAAAUAUAUCUGGCCUGUAUAUCGGCUUACUUAUUCAUUUUGACCAUGGGUAUGACCGUAUCGUACACUGCCCCAGCAACUAUGGAUAUGAGAAAACCGGGAAGUCGUAUGCAGCAUAUAACGGAAGACGAUAUAACUUGGAUGGGUAGCUUGACAUUGCUUGGAGGAAUUCCUGCUAAUGCCUUGGGCGGUUAUUUUACACAUAGGUAUGGGAGAAAAACUGCCUUGAUGUUAACUUCCAUUUUGUUUACAUCAAGCUGGCUUAUGAUUGCCUAUUCAUCAUCUGUUGCAUGGAUCUGUGCAGGAAGAAUAAUCUCAGGGUUUUGCACUGGAUUGUACGUUGUUGCAAUUCCAGCGUAUGUUGCCGAAAUAGCUCCCCAAGACAUACGGGGCAUGCUCUCAUCCGGUUUACCGUUUUUCAAUAAUCUUGGAAUUCUUUUAGUAAUGAGCCUUGGACUUGUUUUAAGAUGGUCAUGGCUGGCAAUUAGUGUAGUCAUCCUGACUGUAUUCUCUGCUUUCAUGAUGGCAUUCAUGCCAGAAUCUCCCGUGUGGUUGGUCAGAGAGUCAAGAUUGUAUGAAGCAGCAAAUGGGCUGAAAUUCCUCCAUGGUAAACGUUCUAACUACAAUGCGGAAAUUGAAAAGAUUAUGGAAGUUAUUCGCUCUGAGAAACAGAACAAGCCACUUACUUUGCAGGACUUCAGAAACCCUAUUCUUUAUAAACCACUUUUGAUUUCUAUAGCUUUGUUCUUUUUUCUCCCAACCUCUGGAUUUGGACCAAUCAUAACGUACACUGUCGAAAUCUUCCAAAGAGCUGGUAGUACAAUCGAUCCCAAUCUUGCUGCUACAAUUUUAGCCGCUGUGCAAAUCUUCGCGAGUGUCGCGUGUGGUGUUGUCAUCGAUAAUUUCGGUCGUAGAAAGCUGUACAUAUUGUCUGGUGCUGGGACAUCAUUUAUGCUAAUUUGUCUGGGUAUUUAUAGCUAUAUACUGGAGUAUCAUCCCGUGAGAAAUAGUGUAAUGGGCUAUGUUCCAAUACUGUGUUUUUCUGCUUACUUAUUCAUAUUUACCUUUGGAAUUGGUUCAAUUCCGUUUGUGAUGAUACCUGAAAUGAUUUCUGUGCAGUACCGAAGCACUGUGCUUUCCAUCUCAACUGUUUGUCUUUCUAUAUUUGGAUUCGCUGUUAGCAAAUCCUUUGAUAGCUUAAGGGAUGUUUUGGGUGAUUACGGCAUGUAUUGGUUUUUCGCAUCCUUUACUUUCCUUAGUGUUGUUUUCAGUUACUUUGUACUACCCGAAACAAAGCAAUUAUCAUUCGAAGAGAUUAGUAGAUAUUUUUUAAAAUCUCAUAAAUGAUCGUUACAUUGUGUUUUUCAUUUCAUUGUGCAUUUUUUAAAAUAAUUUUUUUUCUUUUCAUAAUAUUCUGUGUUUUUUUUUAAGUAAAAAUAUCUCAUAUUACUAAGAAAUUAACAAAUAUUCAUUAACUUAUAUCCUUGUUCCCUCUGUGUUUUUCAUAUCGUUGUAUAUUUUUUGUGAAUUUUUAAUCGAUUUUGGGUCAUAUUUAUGUAUAAAGUAGUUUUUCAUAAUAAAUUUUUUUUUCCUCAUUUAUUUGCAAGUGCAUAUUCAUGCGUUCAGUUAUUUAAUUUGCAAUUUUAUAAAAUUUUAGGUCACUAGUUUUAUUAAUAAAGCAGCUAGGGGUUAAUUUGAAACCUUAAAAAAUAAUGGCGCUAAUGAAAAGACACGAUGAAAGUCGUUAUCAAAAUGUUUACUUAUAAAAUGGGGUUAGUGCUUAAUUUUCUAAGACGUGACAAACGAAAUGAAAUUUAUAUAAAUGACAAGCAUAUUUGUAAAGGAAAAUAUGAAAAAAAAAGUUUUAAAAAAUAGAACUAACUAGAUUUGUUGCUGCUUGUUUGAAUUCGAAGCUUUUAAUGUUGAACUUUAAGUUAAUUUUUUUUCCCUCUGAGUUCUUAGUUAAUAAUAAAAAAUCUUUAAGGUUCAUAAAAAGAAAUAUCAUAACGACUGAGUGUUACUUUUUGGAAUUUCAAUCAACUUCCUGAUUUGAUGAAUAAUCACGUAAUUUGAUAUAUGGCAAUAAAACUCUCAUAAAAUAUGUCCAAAACCGAUGACGAAGUUAUUUAUUUCUUACGCAGGUGCUGAAUAAAGUUGUUAGUGUUAUGGAAUCUUUCGAAUUGAACAAACGUGGCUGUGUGAUUGAAGUGGAGAAUUUCAGAUAUAAUAUCCUGUUAUUUGAUAUUUUCAGCAAUAGUUUUGUAAUUAAUUUUUAAAAAAAUACCAAAACCAAAUAGAAAUGUGUUUAAUUUAAGUAUUUGUAAUAAUUUCGGAUAUUUCUACCACAAAGUUCGUAAUUUCCGUGUGUGUUUAUGUAGUUGAAAUGAAAUAACGUAUUGUUGCGGAAUAAUUAUCCAUCUUUUAAAGUAAGAAAAUUCAACAUUUUUAUAAAAAUGGUCAUUUUAAUUUUCAACGCAAUAAAAUGAUAUUUUUAUUGUAAUUAUUUUGCGAUAUUUCAAGUUUUUGUUUUAUGUAACCUAGUAAUAAUACUAUAAAUGUAGAUUUUAAAAAAAAAAUUUAUAAUUUAGAUCCUCUUAUCUCGAAUAUGUUAUCGUUAUCACAAAAGUGUUGAUUUCAUUUAAUGAAAAGAAACACCUGAUCGUUAUUAUUUUAUUUGUUACGAUAAUGACAUAUUAGAAGGAAUUGACAUUCAUAUUUUAUCAAAUUGACGUUUAUAGUUUAUCAAGUUUCGAUGUCGCAUCAGAUUAAUAUAAACGCCCUUGAAUACUUUAAAACUGAAAUCACUUUUUUUACGAACCUUGAAAUAAAUGACAACUAAUUUUAAACAUAGUUCAUUAUGUUGACUCAAAAAUGUUAUUUACCUCAUCUUAUUAACUUGAAAUGAUCAGAAUGAAGCCUUUUGAUUUUUACUCUUAUAAUUUAUCAAAACAAUAACAUAUAUGUCAGAAAUGCCAACAUUAUCAAAUACGAAAGUUUUCGCAAAUGCUAU